Salvia hispanica is the source of this 840-nucleotide messenger RNA. RefSeq lists its product as uncharacterized. NCBI's taxonomy places the organism in Eukaryota, Viridiplantae, Streptophyta, Magnoliopsida, Lamiales, Lamiaceae. The record is from RefSeq and is a predicted model, not a curated record. Gene Ontology annotation, molecular function: protein binding.
AUGCAGCUCAACGGCGAUGAGGCGCCGCAGGAGAACGGCAAGCGGAUGCGCCGCCCAAGCGUGAGAUUGCACCAGCCCUACUACGAAAACCCCGCCCCCCGCAAGAUACAGCAGCAGUGGAAGCCAGGGAAGGGCGCGCCCACACCCAGAAAGCCUCGAACCGCCAAAACCGCGAAUUCCAAAUUCACCAAGAGCGAUGAGCGUGGCAAGGGCGAAGGAGUGGGGAAAUCUGAUUUGGAAGAAGAUGUGGCGAUUGGGAGCUGGAGGAGUUUCAGUGCCGCCAAUCGGGAUAGGGAUUUCCAGAGAAAGAGGGUUAGGUCAUCCAAUUUGAAGAGUGGGGUUAUGGAGAAAUCUCGGAGGCUUGGGGACCAGGAAAUUGGGGAUCUUGGAUUGCCUAGUGAUGCUGAGAGUGGGGAACACGACCAAAAUCAACACAUAGUAGGCGAGGGAGAGGGGGAUUUGAAUGGUAAUCAGAUUAGUGCCGAUUUAAUAGUCGAGGAUUCUGAUCCGUCUAGCCCUAAUCAUUCGUUUGAUGACGAUGAUAACGAGAAUCGUAAAUUGAGUGGAGAUCAUGACAAUGUAGGUGGAAAGCAGAGGGGAUUGAGUGAUGAUCGACGUUCCCGUGAAAUGGGAGAAGAUGGGGAUAGUAGUGGUGUGAGGAUGUGGCUUAAUGAUUUGGGGUUAGGGAAGUAUGUGACACUGUUUGAGGUUCAUGGGGUGGACGAUGAGGUGCUACCAUUGCUGACUCUUGAAGAUCUUAAGGAUAUGGGGAUUAAUGAGGUUGGGAUACGAAGGAAACUGUAUUCGUCAAUCCAGAAACUCGAUAGAUCGUUCCCGUGA